AUGAUCUACACUGAUUGUAUAAAGGACGCCGCCGACAUGACCGCUGAUGCAGCCUCCACCAGCCGAGGCCACGACACGACUAGUAAUUGCACCUUGCAGAUCAGAAACAUUAAUAAAACACAUUCUGGAGAGUAUAGGUUCAGGUUUGAAACUGAUUCUAUACCCUGGACUGGAGUCCCUGGCAUGUCCAUUGAGGUCACAACACUCAAGCUGUCUGCGAUGGGACUCAAUGUAACUGGAAGGAUCAAGGAGGGUGAUCCUGUCAAUCUGACUUGCACUGCAAACUGCACAGCAUUCAACUCCUCGGAGAUCAUCUGGUUUAAGGAUGGCAAGAAACUCCCGGAGACUGGCCCUGAGCUGCUUCUGACAGCCACCAGUGUGACCUCUGGGAACUACACCUGUGGCUGGAGAAAUGGAGGACUGAGGUCCAACGCUUUCAAGAUGGAUGUUGAUUCUGAACACAAAAAUAAGUGGAAUUCAUCUCUGGUGAUUGGAGGUGUGUGUUUUGCUGUAUUUGUGGCCACUGGAGUAGUUGUUAUCAUCGUCAUUAAAAGGAGGAGAGGAGCAGCAGCUGUCCUGGAUAAUGUCAGUGCACGAAGCAGCAAGGCUGGGGACCCCCAUGCCUCUGAUUAUCAAAACUGGGGAGUUGAUGAAGAUGACGCGGAUCUGGACUACGCAUCCGUCUCUCUCCAGCCCAAAUCAGCCCAUAACAGGUGCAGAGGAGGACAGCAGCAGCAGCUGAAGAAUGACGGUUCAGUGAUCUACAGCACAGUUGCACGUUAAUUUCUCGCCAAGCGACAGCAUUUCACCCUCACAUAAUCCUUUUGCUUUACUUUAAAAAACAUAUGCAACAUUUAUACC
Messenger RNA from Engraulis encrasicolus (European anchovy), 861 nucleotides. RefSeq lists its product as uncharacterized. The record is from RefSeq and is a predicted model, not a curated record. The transcript has 7 exons. Lineage: Eukaryota; Metazoa; Chordata; Actinopteri; Clupeiformes; Engraulidae. Bases 1 to 783 code for a protein of 260 amino acids.